ACUAAUAUUUCCAUUUCCUCCUCUUAAACACCUUUGUUUCAUUGUUUGUGCUUCUUCCAUUUUUCUUCUUCCUUCUACUAAACACUAAAAUGGCAUACUCAAAGGUGAUUAUUGCUCUAAUGUUGGCAUUUGUCGCCGGAUCUGCUUUCGCACAAGCACCGGGAGCAUCUCCGGCAGCUUCUCCGAAGAGUUCUCCGGCACCGGUAGCGGCGACUCCUCCUUCCACUACAUCAACACCACCUGUCUCUGCUCCUGCAAAUGCUCCUACUACUGCAUCUUCUCCAUCCGAUUCUCCAAUGGCAUCUCCUCCAGCUCCACCAACUGCUGAGACUCCGGCGUCAUCUCCUUCUGGUGAUGCUUCUCCUCCAUCCAUCGGCGCCGCUCCCGGAGGUUCUCCUACCGAAUCUCCAAACUCUGCUUCCUUGAACAGAGUCGCCGUCGCCGGAUCUGCUGUUGCAGCUGUCUUUGCUGCUGCUUUGCUGCUCUAAAUCUCUGAUUUGUGAGAUUUUUUCAUUCGCCGGAAUAGAUGAGUUUAGGCUUUUAUUUAUGGUUUAGAUUCACUAUUUAUUGUUCAUUCUUUUUAAAUUUGAUUUCUACUGGUGGCGGUUGUUGAUUUAUUUGUACUAUAUUCUUAUUGUUGAAUAUUAUUACGGCAUUCUUUGUUUA
This is a messenger RNA of Solanum dulcamara, 666 nucleotides long. Its product is annotated as classical arabinogalactan protein 5-like. Bases 90 to 488 code for a protein of 132 amino acids. The transcript has a single exon. The record is from RefSeq and is a predicted model, not a curated record. Lineage: Eukaryota; Viridiplantae; Streptophyta; Magnoliopsida; Solanales; Solanaceae.